Messenger RNA from Hydractinia symbiolongicarpus, 2548 nucleotides. RefSeq names its product dolichyl-diphosphooligosaccharide--protein glycosyltransferase subunit STT3A-like. The record is from RefSeq and is a predicted model, not a curated record. Gene Ontology annotation, cellular component: membrane. Gene Ontology annotation, molecular function: dolichyl-diphosphooligosaccharide-protein glycotransferase activity. Gene Ontology annotation, biological process: post-translational protein modification. The transcript has 15 exons. Lineage: Eukaryota; Metazoa; Cnidaria; Hydrozoa; Anthoathecata; Hydractiniidae. Bases 133 to 2286 code for a protein of 717 amino acids.
GACCCAGUAACACAAGUGACACGCACAACACACACGAGACGUCAGUGGCAUGUACGAUCUGACUGGCUAGCUAACCAAACAAAAAACUAUCACCCUUUUCCUAUCUAGCUAGCUUUUGGGCCUAGUAGAAAAAUGAAGACGCAAGAUUCUGGCUUCCAACUCCCGUCGUUUUUGCCUAAAAUGUCAUAUGAUAGGCAAACAACGUUACUGAAAUUACUUAUCCUUUCUAUCGCAGCAGUUUUAUCAUUCUCCACACGAUUGUUCUCAGUUUUGCGGUUUGAAAGCGUUAUCCAUGAAUUUGAUCCUUACUUCAAUUAUCGAACAACACGAUAUUUAGCAGAAGAAGGAUUUUACGAAUUUCAUAACUGGUUUGAUGAUAGAGCCUGGUAUCCAUUAGGAAGAAUCAUUGGAGGAACAAUUUAUCCAGGUUUGAUGGUAACAUCGGCUGUUUUGUAUCAUGUCAUGCAUUUCUUUCAUGUCACUAUUGAAGUGAGAAAUGUUUGUGUGUUUCUUGCACCUUUAUUUUCAUCUCUGACUGCUUUGGUGACUUACCAAUUGACAAAAGAAUUAAAAGAUGCUGGAGCUGGCUUGAUUGCAGCAUCUAUGAUUGCUAUUGUUCCAGGUUAUAUUUCACGAUCUGUUGCUGGAUCUUAUGAUAAUGAAGGCAUUGCUAUCUUCUGCAUGCUAUUGACAUAUUUUUUAUGGAUCAAAUCUGUAAAAACUGGCUCAUUAUUAUGGUCCACACUUUGCUCAUUGGCUUAUUUUUACAUGGUGUCAUCUUGGGGAGGUUAUGUGUUUCUAAUAAAUUUAAUUCCAAUGCAUGUUUUUGCGCUGAUGGUUACUGGCAGAUUUAGUCAUCGAAUUUAUGUUGCAUAUUCAACUGUGUAUUGUAUUGGAACUAUUCUUUCCAUGCAAAUCUCAUUCGUCGGGUUUCAACCUGUUCAAACUAGCGAACACAUGGCUGCACUGGGUAUAUUUGGAUUAUGUCAAAUUCAUGCAUUUGUAGAUUAUUUGAGAUACCGUUUAAGCGCAAACCAUUUUGAAAUUCUUUUCAAGUCAUUGGUGAUUAUUUCUGGAUCGAUCGCUGCUCUUAUAGCUGCCAUUUUGACUAUAACUGGAAAGGUUGCACCAUGGACAGGACGUUUUUACUCUCUGUUGGAUCCAUCCUAUGCAAAGAACAACAUUCCUAUUAUUGCUUCAGUUUCUGAACAUCAGCCCACUACAUGGUCAUCAUUUUAUUUCGAUCUUCAGAUGUUAGUGUUCAUGUUUCCAGUUGGAUUGUACUACUGCUUUUCCAAACUAACUGAUGCUAACAUCUUUAUUGUCAUCUAUGGAAUUACAAGUAUCUAUUUUGCUGGAGUGAUGGUGCGUUUAAUGUUGGUAUUGGCACCAGUGGCUUGUAUUUUGGCUGGUAUUGGAAUUUCAUCAGUUCUUUCCACUUACAUGAAGAAUGUUGAACUCUCUUCGUCUCAACAACCAGCAAAGCCUCAAUCAAGUAGAAAGGCCAAACAAGCUGAUCCAUCUUACCCAAUUAAGAACGAAGUGGCAACAUUUAUGGUUGCUUUGGUAACGUUUUUCUUGAUUACUUACACAUUCCAUUGCACAUGGGUCACAUCUGAAGCUUACUCGUCACCUUCUAUUGUAUUGUCUGCAAAACAAGGAGAUGGAUCUCGUGUUAUUUUUGAUGACUUUAGAGAAGCUUAUUAUUGGUUGAGACAAAACACGCCUGAAGAUGCUAAAGUUAUGUCUUGGUGGGAUUAUGGUUAUCAAAUUACAGCCAUGGCUAACCGCACCAUUCUCGUCGACAACAAUACCUGGAACAAUACUCACAUCUCUCGUGUAGGCCAAGCUAUGGCUUCCACAGAAGAUAAAGCCUAUGAGAUCAUGCGGGAACUGGAUGUCAACUAUGUUUUGGUUAUUUUCGGCGGUCUAACUGGAUAUGCAUCAGACGACAUUAACAAAUUCUUAUGGAUGGUUCGUAUUGGAGGUAGUACUGAUACUGGUGCACAUAUUAAGGAACAUGAUUACUACACACCGGCUGGUGAAUUUCGCAUUGAUAAAGAAGGCUCGCCUACUCUUCUUAACUGUAUGAUGUACAAAAUGUGUUUUUACAGAUUCGGUGCUGUGUACACUGAGCAAGGUAAACCAACAGGCUACGACCGUGUUAGGAAUGCAGAAAUUGGAAAUAAGGAAUUCGAGCUCGAUGUCCUUGAAGAAGCUUACACCACUGAGCAUUGGUUGGUGCGUAUCUACAAGGUGAAAGAUUUGGAUAAUCGAGGCGUUUAAUUUUUUUUAAUAUUGCUGUAGGAGAAUUUUGAGUCUUACGCAAAGUAGAAAAUGUUUGAAAUUUUUUAAUUAAGUUAUGAGUUGGGAUAUAAUGUCGAAAGAAUGCGUUACUACGAAAUGAUAAUUCAGCAAGGCAUGAUAUGAGAACUAAAUAUUUCUCUGGAAUUUACAAUUUCUUGCGUUUUUUUAUCUACAAUUUUUACGGUACUCUUAACAAUAUUGUAACAGGGAUGAUAUUACGAAAUAUAUGACUGUGUACAAA